AUGCUAGUCUACGAAGGCGCUAAUUUACUUUGCUUCUCGUCCGCUGCAGUUUCCGCAGAAAAGUCAUAUUGUGUGAAUGCUUUCUUUUUCAACCUAAAUUCUGCAAAUUAUGAAAGCACUGAACGGCAGGCAAAUUAUGGUUCCAAUACCACUGUUAAUGGUCUAGAUGCUUGUUUAGACAGUGUUGCAUCGAAGACUGAUGGAGCGAGUGAUAGUGAUUUUGAUGAACGUGAUGUUUCAGCUGAAGAUGAUGACAGUAUUCCACCAGAAGAAGAUGCUGCGGACGAAGAAGAAGUAUCAAGUCUUAUGAAAGAAAGUCAAAUGUCUCUGGAUGAACUGUUAGCUACCUAUGGAAUUUCUUCAAACACUGAUAUUCGCAGUAUAAAUACACCAGCCUCUAAAGGUAGACCGGCACGUUUAAAGGGUGGUCGGCGUACUGCUACUCCUCCUACAAUUAAUACUUCAACACAAGAGUCACUCGAAUCAAUACCUCCAACUAAGAAGUCUCGCCGUACUGCUACAACAUCUAGUGUAGAUACAGAAAACACUGAUCCUCAGACUACUCGUUCUGUUCAACGAAACAGACCAACAUCAAUAAACCAUACAAUCACCUACUCAUCGUCAUCAGAUGUUGAGGGGUUAAUCGAAAAGAAGUCGGAUGACUCACCAUUAUGCUGCCUUACUUCAUUUACACAUCCACAUUCAGUCCCUUGUUCGCACAGCGCGAGUCCAGUGUCUAUAGACGUUUCAUUCUCUGACCCAUCGUCGACUGCUCCAACUCCUAAACACUCAAGACGCCCCCCAGUGGACAACUCAUCACGUAUGUCACUUGGUCAUUCACUGAGAUCUCGUGCGAAAUCAAACUCAGCUAAUCAAAAUUCCAUUGGACUGCUGGACAAUACAAUUCCUUCGAAUACACCAUUAGAUAAACAAUCAGAGAAAGAGGAGAUGGAGACUGUACUGUCUGAUUCAGAUAGUGGGGAUGUUGCAGAAAGAGAAUGCCAGGAAAGUAGUGAUGGAAAAGCUGUAAAAGUAAAAGACGGAGAUGAUGAAGGCGAAGAAGAAGAGGCAGUGGCAGUAACAACAGAGGUGGAAGAGGGCGAGGAGGAAGAUAAUACUAAAUGUGAGAAUAAUGAAGAUUAUUCUUCGCGUUUUUGGAAGAAUGCAAUUACUGGUCAAGCAACACCAUUGUCGUAUAAUUCAGACGAAGAUGAAGACUACUGUCCAAGUGAAGACAGUGGUCAAGAUUGGAAGGGUGAAAUCAAAAUUGGUGAUGAUUAUCAAGUGAAUGUUCCCAUUCUUCUAUUAUCGGCAUCGACAUCAUCAAAUUUGCGUAACGGGAGUACAUGUGUGAGUAGUUACUCUGGCAAUGAUUUUAGCGGUUGUGCCGCUAAUGCAAGAGCUGAAAGAGUUUUUGAACAGUCAAGUCUCGUAUGGCGACCUGUUGAUAAACUCUCCGAAGCAGAUGUAAUCCGUUAUGAAAGAUUAUACGCAGAAACAAUUAUGUCAUCACUGCCUAGUGACCGGACGAUAGAUGAUGAGGAGGCUUUAUUCUUGCUAAUGCUCUGUGAUUAUGAUGUGGAAGAAGCGCUUCAACGUCUACAACUAAAAGCUGUACAACCUACAGAAGUACCUGGUUAUUUAGAAUCAUGGUCAGAAGCUGAUUGUACUGCGUUUGAGAAAAGUUUCGCUUUGUAUGGAAAAGAUUUUAGACAAAUACGUGACACUCGUCUACGGCAUAAAACUGUAUCUGAAGUGAUACAUUUUUAUUAUCUUUGGAAGAAGACAGCUCGUCAUGAUGGAUUUGCACGAAUAUAUCGAAGGGAUAAAAAGAAAUCAUCACAUCCUAAUAUCACUGAUUUUAUGGAUUGUUUAGCUACGGAACAAGAAAUUCUCGCUGAAUCGUAUAUGCAAAAUGUUAGUGAUAUGCCUGUUAUGCCCUCGUCGUCAACAGUAACACCGACACCAACAAUGACAACAUCUAAUAGUGAUGCUAAUCCUAUUACAAAUAAAUUUCAUCCUAUUGCACCAGAUAAUGAUGCUGUACUUUUGACAUCUAACUGUCAGUUAGAUAUAUCCAGUGGAGGACAAAAGGUGAAAGCAGUUUCAACAAAUUGUGAUGAUACCGAUUCACCUCUUGGUCGUCUCAAAGGAUCAUUAGUAGACAGUGAUGCCAGUUCAUUGAACAAAAUCCCAUCGUCUCCGUCAACUGAACAUGAGGUAGCACCAACAUCGUCCAGUAGUAGCUUGAAUACUACUCCAGUUAGUCGAUCCAAAAUGAAAUCAGCUAUUGGUGGGCCUACAUCCACGCCGCCUGUUGUACCUACUACUACCACUACUACUAAUAAUAAUGAUAAUUGUUCUGUCAAUGAAGUUUGUGGUUAUACUAUGAUGAAACAAUCAGAUCAUCAGUUAACUAUUAAUUCUGCUGCGUCUACCCGAUCUACACGUACGUCAUCAAGUUCGUCAACAGCAAUUGUUUAG
Messenger RNA from Trichobilharzia regenti, 2484 nucleotides. Lineage: Eukaryota; Metazoa; Platyhelminthes; Trematoda; Strigeidida; Schistosomatidae. The record is from the annotation of a GenBank genome assembly.